This is a messenger RNA of Cheilinus undulatus (humphead wrasse), 1902 nucleotides long. Its product is annotated as cAMP-responsive element modulator-like. Gene Ontology annotation, molecular function: RNA polymerase II cis-regulatory region sequence-specific DNA binding; DNA-binding transcription factor activity, RNA polymerase II-specific. Gene Ontology annotation, biological process: regulation of transcription by RNA polymerase II. The transcript has 5 exons. NCBI's taxonomy places the organism in Eukaryota, Metazoa, Chordata, Actinopteri, Labriformes, Labridae. Gene Ontology annotation, cellular component: ATF4-CREB1 transcription factor complex; nucleus. The coding region runs from base 40 to 708 and encodes 222 amino acids. The record is from RefSeq and is a predicted model, not a curated record.
CUAAGGUAAAGUUAGCAUAAAUUCAAACAGUUGACAGAAAUGUAUCAAUUUGUCAAUAAUUUCGUUAACUUUAAUAAUCGCUCAAGUUGUAGAAAUUCUGCGACAGGAGGUAACUGUCAAUGCGCUGAUCAGCUGCACAUGGCAGCCAGAAUGUAUGGAAUGAGCUCAGAUGGAAAAUAUCGGCCACAUGUACCUAUUCCUGUAAUUCCUACACCUGUCCAUCAGAAGACCAGCCACAACCAAGCAUACUUUGGAUCUUCUCAAGGAGGUCCUAUAAAUAUGGUGUCAUGGGGGACACAGAACCUGUCGACUGUGAACAUGACCUGCACACAAGCAUCACAGCCUCUAUCAAGCACUUUCCAGAGCUACAGUGAGCUUAUGAAUUCCACACAGCAUGGUUAUACGCAGUCACCAUCAGGCACUGCAGGUGAUUUGACUGCCUGCCAGCUGCGUAACCCCAGCUCCAGUCUCCCUCAGGGGGUGGAAUGCGCCAGCGCCCAUAGCUCCCAGACACCUGUAGGGGAUGCUUUACAGAAGAGAGAGCUCCGCCUGAUGAAGAACAGGGAAGCCGCCCGGGAGUGUCGGCGAAAGAAGAAGGAAUAUGUGAAAUGCCUCGAAAAUCGCGUGGCUGUGCUCGAAAAUCAAAACAAGACUCUGAUUGAGGAGCUUAGAGCCUUAAAAGACAUCUAUCGGCACAAAGUCGAGUGAUCUCUCUGACUGAGGAGGAGCGUACGGGUUGUGUUUGGUGUACAUCUGUGGGUUGUCUUAUUGAGGACUGUGGUUUUUCUUAUAAACACAUAAACACACAGACAAAACACUCCUUGUUAACACUGUUAAAUUUGUUUCGAUGGUGACGCAAGUGUGUCUGGCUCCACCACCAGCAUAAACACAAACCUUGUUUCAGGUCAGGGUUAAUAUCAGUGAGUGUCCCUUUUAUUAGGGUGGCUGCCAGUGAAUGCAGGAAGAGGAAGAAGGACUAUUACCACAGCCUGGAGCACCGCAUUGCUUUACUGGAGAUGGAGAAUAGGAACCUAAAGACCCAUCUGCUGUUCCUCUGCAACAAGAGCAUCAAAGUUGUCCCUGUGGCUGUACCAGCACCACUUAACCCACCACCAUUUUAAUUGCACAACAUUCCUUUAUGAUCAGUUAAGAAUUCAAAUACUACAUUAACUCAGAUUUUUUGUGAUGAUUCGUUUAUUGUAAAGGUUUUUUCAGGUAACAGUCAGGUUGGUUUUCAUCAGCAGCUCUUGUGAUUGUUCCGUCUACCAGAGACAAACAUUUGCUGUACUUAGCAACCUCUUUAUUAGUAUUUUAUUAGACCUAAUUUCAUGAUUCUGUAUGAGUUUUUAUCUUUUUCCAGCAUAUGAAGCUGUUGUUAAUUUGGUUGGAUUAUCCUUUUUGUUAUGGUUUAAAAUGCCUGUGCAAAAUUGUACUGAAAACAAUUGUAAGGGGAAUUUCCAUACAAACUGUUAAGGACUUGCUUCAACAGUUUUCCUUUGUUGGCAAAUUUUAAUGGCUGCAACUUUAUCCCAUUUAGACCUAAGGCCACCGAAAACACGCUAAAACCAAAGUUUUUUUUGUAAGAAAUCCCCAAAAACCAGAGGGUUUUCUGCAAAAAAAGAGCAAGGAACAGCUUCUUUUUGUUUUAGUGUAUCAAUUAAGCCUUGUCCUUUUUAAAAGAAAAAGCUUUGUCUCUGUAGAAAUCUGUAAUGUUGACAUAAAAAUUGUUCCAUUUGGACCAUUUAGAGGCAAAAACAAGAACAGAAACUCUAAAAUACUGGAAAUUCCCCUAGUCAAUUAUGUAAAUGUGUUGAAAUAUAAGCCUUUAAACUUGACUAUUUUUUGUUCAUUACAGUAUGCAAAUACCAAGGCUGAAUCUAAAAUAAUUUGUGUAACUAGGUU